AUGGCAUUCUCGUUUCCAGAUGACUAUGGCUAUGUAGUGCUUGCGCACUGCAUGUCCUGGAUCUCAAAUAUGUACCUGACCAUCAAUGUAGUCAAGGCGCGAAAGCAGUACGGGAUCAAGUAUCCAGCCCUCUACGCACCCGAUGGCCACCCAAAUGCCGAGAGUUUCAAUAGUGUGCAGCGAGCUCACCAGAACACCCUUGAGAAUUGGGCGCCGGUGCAAAUUCUCAUGGCCUUCAACGGCAUCUUGUACCCCAAGUUUGCAGCUUCUUGUGGCAUGAUCUGGGCAUUCGGCCGAAUUGUCUACGGAUAUGGCUACGCUAAGGGCGGACCAGACGGGCGCAUGGCCAACGCACGCUUCGCGCUGCAUCCGCUGGCGUACCUUUGGCUGCAGAAGUUGCAUUGUGCACGCGCAACCGUCCAAGAUGUCGGCCAAUACGGAGACGUCGCGAACUCAUGGCACUGCAAACAGGAGUACCGGUUGCCAGAUGCUUAUCAGCGCUUGCCCGGCAGAGACUUCGAUUUCGGGGAGGGUCUCUCGGUGGAUCGCGAGGACACGCAUGGCAGGCUCCCAAAGUCGACUGCUACAGCCUGCUCGGUGUUUCAGAGACGGCCAGUAUGCAAGACAUCAAGAAAGCCUAUCUUCGGCGCUAAACAGGCGCAUCCCGAUGUCAUGGGCUGCGGCUCGAACGACAUGGUCCAGCUCAAUCUCUGUUAUGAGGCCCUCACCCAGAAGCGUCGGGAGUAUGAUGCUGCAAAGGGAACAGGUCAGAAGACCUCUUCCAACUCCAGCUCAGCCAGCUCCUCCACGUGGAACACUCGAGAAGCGUGGUGGCGUGCUCAGGGUGGGUUCGAGGACCAGGACGAAGACUACCAUCCGUUCCAUUUUCAAGACUUUGCAGAAAGGAAGUGGCGCCCGAAAAGGGAAAAUGGCAGGCGCCGGCCUUCCUGGGAAGACUUUGCACAGAUGUGGGACGAGGGCGAGUUUGAUGCUCGGGAUCGAGGGCCGCGCAAGAAGCGUGGCCGCCGGGCGGCGAGGAGAGUACAAGAUUGGAGCAGCGAUGAUGAAGAGGAGAUGGACUGGCGUCAGCGGCCGCCUGGCCAUGGCAGCCAAGCACGCGGCUCACACUGGCAGGAUUCAUCAUCCAGCGAGGAUGAACAAGAAGAGGAGCCAAGAGGCCCAAAGUCAGGCCGGCAGGAGGACAUUCCAACAGAGCUGUGGAUUGGAGUUCCACAACGUGGGCGCAACAUGCGAUGGGAGAACGUCGGUGGAGGAUACCAAAGGCUUGAGGCUCUCUUCAACGGGCGACCAGCCUUCAAGAAGAGUGGAGAGUACAAUGUCUUUAUCUUUUGGAGCCAGCAGUUCGGAGAUUGGAAAAUCGCGGAGCGGCUUCAGGACGAUGGCGCCUGUCUGGGCUUCGCAGAGGACAUGCGAGGGCGCCGCAGGCCGUGGCUGCAACAUCCGCCUCUGCGAUGGCGCCUGUGGGAACCGACUGCACGCCGUUAUGUUCCCAAGCGACUGACCGUGCUUGAUGGACCAGACAUUUCAGGAAAAGACUGGAAGACCACUCACGAUUCGCAGGACAAGGACGACUUGGAUGAUGAGGUGCCAUGGUCGCGGCCACAUUGGUCUCAGUGGUCAACCACCGAUCUCAUUCGUUGGUGCGAACGGCGCAACAUUGAUCUUAGUGGUUGCUUUGAUCGGGAGGCUGUCGUGGAGCGAGUUAUGGCCCUCGCAAGACAGGAGAUGGCCCGAGACGAUGAUGAUUACGAAAGGAGGGACCGCGUUAGCCAAGUCCGCGUGGCUUCUAGGGUAAAGACAGACGGCUCGUACACGAAGCCGCCUACGCUGGACCGGCGGAACUCUCUGUACGGCAACCGCAUUGAGAGAUUCUUCGGCCCUGAAGCUGAUGUGCUGCCAUGGCUCUACAGUGCUGGAGACAAGUCCAGGCUCUACGGCGUGUUUUUCGGAAAUGAGUUUGCUUACAGCCUGGUGUGGAAGAGGCAGAAGUUCUGGGGGCGACCCGGAACCAGGACAAGUCGUGAGGAGCGGUGGUAG
Messenger RNA from Symbiodinium pilosum, 2058 nucleotides. NCBI's taxonomy places the organism in Eukaryota, Dinophyceae, Suessiales, Symbiodiniaceae. The record is from the annotation of a GenBank genome assembly.